AAUCGUCAUCGCUGGGAAAUGGAAAACAAUUUUCAGUUUCUUACCAACUGAGUCGGGAGCUUAAGCCGUGACGUCGCGCCGUGUCGACCGGCCGUCGAGGCGGUAUGACGUGGAAAUUGCCAUUUCGCUUUUACACAUUAGCCAGACCACGGUAAUCAGAUUUUCGCUAUGAAUUUUCCAAUUCAAAUUUAUGAAUCUGCUUUGGGAUAUGCUUCCGCCACUAAGCACUAAGUGAAGACGUUGUGUGAGUUAGUUUCGUUUGAAAAUCGUCCGCAUUCAGGUUGGAAAAGUCGAGGAAAAGUGCUGCAAACGGUCGUUGACGCGCUUCAAUUUGCGCGUGUUAAUUAGACACCGAAUUUUCCCUGUCACCGGUACUACUCAGUAUUCUCUCCUCGGGCUUCCAACCGACACCCCUUCGGCUUGACCAAUGCUAUUUUGGGAGAAUGAUAACUGCAAUGGUUGUGGCUGUGUUUAUUAUUGAGCGGUGGUUGAUGACCGUGGAAAGGGAAAACUGCAAGUGAACUGUGAUGUGAAAGUGACUGUGCUAGAUGGAUUUUCCGUAGAUCUUGAGGAUCGUUUCCGGUUCCGCAAUGGCUGAACUCGAUAUUUUGCAAGAAAUCAAAGUAAAGUCCAUAGAGAAGACGCUGCUGCCGCUUCUCAGACAGAUCUCAACGCUUGUACAACAUCGUUCCGAGCGGCCUCAUGCUACGUCGGAAAGGACUAUGCGUGCCAUAGGCCGCGUCGGACAAUCUGUUAAUUUAGCCGUAGAACGUUUCGUAACGGUUGGUGAGACAAUUGCCGAUGACAAUCCAGAGAUUAAGGCUGAUAUGUAUGAAGCGUGUAAAGAUGCAAGGGCAGCAGGUUCCUCGAUAGAACGACUAUGUGAGAUAACGGCAACCGACCCUCUAGGAUACCCACCGCCAGAUGGUCCUUUAGCCGAUCGCAGUGCCAUGGUUCGAGCGGCUCGUGCUCUCCUCAGCUCCGUGACGCGAGUCCUCCUCCUAGCCGAUAUAGUUGUCGUUAAACAAUUACUCGUAGCUAAAGAUAAAGUAGCCAAAUCGUUAGGUAGACUUGAAUCGGUAGCCAGCUUUACGGAAUUCGUGAAGGCAUUUUCGGUGUUCGGUGCGGAAAUGGUAGAACUCGCUCACGUAACGGGCGAUCGACAGAAUGACCUCAAAGAUGAACGGCGGAGAGCGCAAAUGGGAUCAGCACGACAAGUCCUUGAAAGAUCAACAAUGAUGCUGUUAACUUCAUCGAAGGCAUGCUUAAGGCAUCCUGAGUGCAACAACUCGCGUGAGAACCGCGACACAGUCUUCUGCCAAAUGCGCCGCGCUAUGGAUCUUAUUCACUACGUUGUUAAAGAUGGUGUUCUUGAAUCUUCAUCAGCAUCAGAUCGACUGUCUCCACGUGGCCAAAUAUCUUCAGACUGGGAUUCGGAACGGGCAACGGCAUAUACGGCGUUACGGAAUUUCACGCGGCUUAUGGAAAUGUACCGACCACGAUAUGAUAACUUGCCCCCUCCGGAUCGACCAAAUAAUGCUAACUCCAUCAGCCCCAAGGCACUGACAGCUGCCAAUGCGAAGGACAUAUCAAACGGUAAUGAAAGGAGAGGAGACUGUGGACCUGAAUUUGUAAAUAGCAGGCGUGAAUUGAUGCGGAGUAAUAGCGAGCGUGAUCGACAUCUGGCGCGGCACAAAGGUCGAUCUUACAUGAGCCUCGAUCGAGAGGUUUCAGGGAACGCAAUGAUGCGCAUGGAUCCAAUUAAUCAAGAGAUGUCUAUUCUGAAUGCCGAAUCGAGAGAACAUCUAAUGAUUGCUCUGGACAAAGUGAUUGAGAAAACACAAGACUUCACCGAUUCCGCAUACACAAGCCACGAGAACCGGGAGAACAUACUGCUCCUUUGUGAUCGAUGUCGCCUCGAACUCAACCAAUGCUUACGAAUAGCAGUUAGUAUGGAACAAUACCCGAACCCUACAUACGACCUGGAUUCCACAAUUGACAGCGUAAUAGCCGCUGCCCACGAUCUCUCUCAGCAAUUGGCGCUCUCCGUAGCCGAUCAGUCUCCUGAACUAAAUCACGUGAUAAAACUUGGUGUUGAUCUGGUGAACAAUUUCCGAACGAUUGCCAUGAAACAGGAGCUGGAUCGGUUACAGGAGUGCGCCGAUCGUUUCCACGACUAUAUCGAUCAUAUCCUUGAGAUAUGCAAACUAUUAAGGCAUAUUGCCCUGACUGAAACCUUACAAGUACAAGCGAAAUUCACCGAGAUAAAUUUAAGGAUAUAUGGACCCCAAGUUAUAACGGCUGCCCGAGCACUUUCAUCGAACCCUUCAAGUAAAAUUGCCAAAGAGAAUUUAGAAGUUUUUGUCGAUAUGUGGCAAUGGCUGGCUAGUGAUGUGACAUCGAUAUCGAAGGAUAUUAUCGAAAUGGCACAAAAUCAAACGAAACCUGAUCGCCUGGAAUACUUAAGUUUACCUAGGCCGGGGAAACACGGUACCACAUCGAAACCUCUGAAACCCGCUCGACUGGAUCAGGAGGAACAAGAGAAAAUUGCCAAAUCAGGACUCGAAAUGAAAAUGCUUACCAACGAAAUGGACGCGGAAACCGAUAAGUGGAACGGCGAGUCUGAUGAAAACAAUGACAUUGUAAAACGCGCAAAAAAUAUGUCAGCCAUGGCAUUUUCGAUGUAUCAAUUCACUAAGGGUGAAGGCACUCUAAGGACAACGCAAGAUCUUUUCACUCAAGCUGAAUAUUUCGCUGAGGAGGCAAAUCGUUUGUACAAAGUGGUGCGACAAUUUUCAUAUCAGGUUCCCGCUGGACAAAAUAAAAAGGAGUUAUUGGAUCAUUUAGAUAAGGUGCCAACAUACGUUCAAACUUUACAAUUUACUGUUAAGGAUCCGACUGUAGGUAAAGCGGCGACAUUUGUUAAGGUUGAUCAUGUCAUCAAAGAAACAAAAAAUCUUAUGAAUGUUAUAAAUAAAGUUGUUACAACAUGUUUUGAAUGUGCCAAUAAGUACAAACUCGACUUUAGCGGAUUGAGUGGUCGGACAGUAUCUGGUUCGUCCCGCGAUGACGACAGUGGCCCAGGAGCAACGGGCGACUCAAAAGGAUCAACAACAAGUACGGAAGGGAGCAUGUGACAGUACGGGAUGGCUCGAAGAGCCAAAGGUGACGCAAGACGGACACGUGUAUCAUUUUUACUAUUUUAACAAUAGUGUUAAAAUAAGUGGAAAUCAUACACAACUUACAAAAAGAAAUCAAAGCAAAAACAAGACGAUAGAACCCUUUUUAUUCCUCGAAUCACAAAAACAAACAGAACAAUCAAGGACGCAUUACAACAGACAACAGAAAUUUACUUAUAUUCACUUUAGUAUUUAUCUGUUAACGUUUUAACGUUUAUUAUAAUUCCGUUCCAAUAUACACAAUCAAAAAUCCUGAAAAUUUCUGGAUAUGAACAUACAGAUUAUUUAUAUAUUUUGAAAAUCUUCAAAUCAAGACCAUACUUUUUGUAUCAUCCCAAAAACAAUCUUUAUCUUAACAAUCAUAUUUAAAUGGAGAAAAAUAUAUCUAUUUUAUCGUACGAUCUUUAAAAAAUUAUUCCAGUUCUUUGUAAUGUUAGAAAUAUUGUAAUAAAAGUGUUCGAAUCAUAUAAAAAUUAUUAUUCAGAUAUAAAA
Molecule: messenger RNA, 3671 nt
Organism: Hermetia illucens (black soldier fly)
Lineage: Eukaryota; Metazoa; Arthropoda; Insecta; Diptera; Stratiomyidae
Gene: alpha-Catr
Product: alpha-catulin
Exons: 6
Coding region: 591-3137 (848 amino acids)
Biological process (GO): Rho protein signal transduction; cell adhesion
Molecular function (GO): cadherin binding; actin filament binding
Source: RefSeq, a predicted model, not a curated record